GUCGUUCAUAUAAACACUGUUGCAAGGUAGCAGUUUAUUUAGCUUCUCUUUUGACCUAGUAUUUUUUUAAUAAACAUUUUCGUGUCAGCCUUUGCAGCUCGAGACGACCCACACGUGAUCGGCCAGCAUAACUAGGCGCUUGUUAGUUACAGUAUUUGAAUUUGACGAGGCUAUUUUAACGUUGGAUAGCUAACUAUAUUCGCUGGUUCGAAAUUUCGAAUAGAUCUCACAUGAAUGUUUUAAAUAUAUGGUUAUCACAAGCGUACCUAAUUUUGAUAUUUAAGGCAGACUGUAUGAAGUUAAUUUGUUAACCGGUUAGACGUUAGUUUUUCUUGCCAGCUUGAGCUGCUGUAUAUUUUCUGUUCGGCUAAUAAAUUAUAACGUCAUUUGUUUUUGAGAGCCAUCUGCGGUCAUUUUUACUUUUUCAAGAACAAGGCUUUCUACCUGAAAUAUUUGUGUUAGGGAUUCCACAAACAUUGUAGCUAGCUAGCAUUUAGUUUGCUUGCACCCGUAACAGCGAUUGUAACCACGAGCCAGCAUCGGCCAAGCGAAUUUGACAAUGUAUUUAGUCAAUAAUUAAGUUAUCAAGAGCAGUUUCACACACACACACACACCGAUAACUGACUUCUGUUGUCGAGAAUUUGCAUCCAUCUUUGCUUAUUUUCAUUACCGAAAGUGAAGUACCCUGACUAGCCACAGUCAGAAGCAGUUGAGUAGCUAGCUAUCCAAAUUCUGUAUCUGAUUGUCAUUUUAUCAGUGUUAUUGUUGAAAAUGGCGGCGAUCGAAAUGGUGCAGAUGUUGAUCGAAGCAGCAGAAUACCUUGAUCGCAGAGAAAGAGAAGCUGAACAUGGCUAUGCCUCCAUGUUACCUUUCACCACCAGCAAAGAGAAGGACAGCUUGAAACGGAAAAAUAAAAGCAAGAAGAACUCCAGUAGCAGAUCCAUACACAACGAGAUGGAGAAGAACAGAAGAGCACACCUACGGCUGUGUUUAGAGCGAUUGAAAUCCCUCGUUCCAUUGGGACCAGACUCCAACAGGCAUACCACCCUCAGCCUGUUGAUGAGAGCCAAGAAACAUAUUGGGAGGUUGGAGGAGAGCGAGCGGAGAGCCCAGCAUACCUUAGACCAGCUGCAGAGGGAGCAGAGGCACCUCCAACGACGUCUGGAGCAGCUAGGGGUGGAGAGAACACGUAUGGACAGCACAGGAUCCACCGUCUCCUCUGACUAUCCAGAUGCAGACCAGGAGGAGGAGCUGGAUGUGGACGUGGACGUGGAGGGGACUGACUAUCUGCUGGGGGAUCUGGAGUGGAGCACCAGCAGUGUGAGUGACUCUGACGAGAGGGGAAGCCUGCGCAGCAGCUGCAGUGAUGAGGGCUACUCAAGCGCCAGCCUGCGCCUGCAGAACCAGAAAACUCAGGAGAACGCCAAGCAUUUGGGCUGUAGCCUAUAAGAGCACAGCCCUCAACCUCUGGCCCAUGUGCAACGGCGUCCCUCUAUCGUCAAGUUAACUCGCGCCCACCAACCAGUCUCUGCCAAUCAGACCUCACCUCCAGCAGGACUGGCCUUCUGACAAAGCCCUCUCCUCCAGCAGGACUGGCCUUCUGACAAAGCCCUCUCCUCCAGCAGGACUGGCCUUCUGACAAAGCCCUCUCCUCCAGCAGGACUGGCCUUCUGACAAAGCCCUCUCCUCCAGCAGGACUGGCCUUCUGACAAAGCCCUCUCCUCCAGCAGGACUGGCCUUCUGACAAAGCCCUCUCCUCCAGCAGGACUGGCCGUCUGACAAAGCCCGCUCCUCCAGCAGGACUGGCCUUCUGACAAAGCCCUCUCCUCCAGCUGUAUUCCACCUCACUUUCCCCCUCAGACCUCCAACACCUGAGACACCCAUCAUCCCAUUUCAACCGUCCAUCGGCCAACCAAAAUGGAAGAUCUGCCCAUUCAGAGCCUCUGGCUCAAUAAGAUGAGUAGUAUUUGGAAGACACCCCUCCGUCCAUCCCUUUCUGUGUCCACCACCUCCGUCUCGACCUGCUCUGCUGUCAGUUUCAGUGUAAGAGCAGAGAGGUGACUUGACUGUUUUCACAUAUCCAUGCUGUUUCCCCCUUCCAGCUCCCAGCGUCUGAGAACGAAAGACUUCAGCUAGAGAAUGUUAUUACAACACUACACCUACACCUCACUGCCCCCCCUCCCUUCGACCCCCAGCUCUAGCUCCCAUCUCACCCAUAUCUAUAGGUGGUGGUACAAACAAUCGGCAGCGAUCGGCAGCAAUACAUCCAUCCCUCUCUCCUCAACCUGGCUUAGCGGUUGGAUAGAUACCUCCAUGUUUUUGGCUCUUAUAAUGGGGGGCUAUUACAUUUUAGUUUUUAUUUUGGCAUACCCUGUACUUUCAAAUCCUCACCUGCCAUUCUGAAUUUUUAUGAGGAAAAAUAAAUUGAGGACAAAAACUUGUUAUGAAGAAUGUGCAGCAUGAGAUUGUUAUGAGGUAUCUUUUAUCUUCCUCUCUCUGAUGGCGGUGAGAUUGUUAUGGGGUAUCUUUUAUCUUCCUCUCGCUGAUGGCGGUGGCGUCUAACUCAUCUUUUAAUGUGAUGGUCUGUGUUGCUGCUAGUCAUGUCCUGUAGCCAGUGGUAGUCACUUGAAUAUGUGUUGAAGUUAUACAGACAGACAGUAAGUUACCGGUAAUUGUUGAAAGUAGACCAGUGGAGGGAUUAAAGCACAUUCCAUGUUCGAGAGAAAGUAGGCCAGAUGGAGCAUUACCUUCAUCCAUAUUUAUGAGGGAGUGUUUUCAGUUUUUAAAGCCAGGAAGGUUCUAGCUAUCUGCUUCAGGUUACCCACAAGCAGAACACAACAGAUGUGCUGACUUGCUUUGCCUUUGGGUCAGAGCACAGUACAAGCAAGAUCAAUGUCUUGUGAGUUUGUUCACCUCUGGAAAGAAAAGAGCAGAAAGGCUACUGUACACUAAAGAUACACUCCUCUGCCUUGUCUAUAUACUUAGAUAUUGUUUAUGCAAAAUGUUGUGUUUAUGUAAAUAGUUUAUGCAGAAAGAUCUGUUUAUCAAAAAAAAGGUAUUUAUAUUCGAUGUAAAUAUAUAGAUAUAUCUAUUUAAUUGCUUGUCGCUUUACUAGUUUUUGUUGUGAGGGUUUCAAUGUAUAGUUGGUUUGCACAGCAUAGUCGAUCCAGAGCUUUUUAGAUCUGUAAUUUGUGCCUAUAGGCUUGUGUGUCCUUUCAAAAUUGGCACAGUGCUCCUAGAAUUGAAAUGGUUUUAUUUGUGGUUGAUUAUAUUUAUCUAUUUCAAAUCUAUCCUCUUUGUCAACAGGUAAAUAAUGCAAAAAUAUAUAUAUUAAUAUAAAAAUGUAUUACAUUGAAAAGAGGAGCUGGCGUGUGUAUUUGUGCUUUGGCAUUGCUGGGAUGGUGGGAAGCUACAGUGGGCUUUCUCCCUUUGUGCCUGGGGGCCUUAAACAAAAUGGCUUCUCCACCCAAGAGAUUAUAACACAUUGUAGAAAGAGGAGGAAUUGGUGGGUUCAAUAACCAGGGGAUAAGAUGGGGAGGUUUGCAGCAGCAUUUGAAUGUAGUCGACUAGCCUAUAAUAUAUCUCCCCCUGCACUGUUGCAGCACAAUGCCAAAGGAACCUCAAACUGUGUCACUGCAGAAUCUCGUUAGAACGGGAAGACUGUUGGUACACACCAAAAAAAUCCUUCAAAAAUAGGAGUAUGAUUGUUUAGUCUAUUUGUGUGGAAUGCUGCACUUCUAUGUCAUUUUAAAACCCUAUCCGAAAAGAGAACCAUGUAGCCAUGCUAGAAGGGGAAUGUUGUGAAUUGAGUACACGACUCAGACUGGUGCUAUGGGGCAGGUGUAUGUAUGUCUUGUCACUGUCUUCAGAGAGAAAAUAUAAUGGUUUGGGAGAGGGAGGGUUGUUUUUAAUGGGAAAACACUGUCGCAUUUGUAUGGAUGUUUUUAUUGGUUUACUAUUAAAAAGGUGAAAAACAGUAUGGCUUUUCAAAGAAAACCUCAUGUAUUAUUAAAGUUAAGCAUUGUCUGUUAUUGGGGAGCCACACACUCCUCUCCUUCCCUCUCUCCCUGUCCAUGGCCUGUUUUAUACGUCUUCCACUCCUACCUGUGUGUGAAUGUGACUUCCAUAGAGAAGAGAUCCUGAUUCAUUUCUAUGGUGGUUCCCCCCCAUCCUCCACAUGCUGUGGACCAGCCACCAUGGUGCAGAGGGAGCCUGAGGGAGCAGACUGGGCUGUGUAGUAUAGCUGCAGCUGUCCUCCCUCCCUGUAUAACACUCUGUUAACACCCUCGGUGCUUCAGCCUCUGCCUUAAGAGCAGGUGUAGAUUCUUAAAAAGAACAAGAGAUCAAUGCAGUUGGCUUCUGUGUAGUCCAGUGUAAGCUAUAUAGGAUAUCAUCCUGGGAAUUCUCUUUUUUGUUUUGUUGUGCAUAUUUCGGUUACGUUCGUACGAAGUGGCUUAAGCCUUAAAACAGACAAAUGUAAGAGAACCAUAGUAAAGUAUAUAUUAUACACGUUCAUAUAUAAUAUAGGUGUAGACAUGUUAUCACAAAAGGUCAUUAUUUUCAUUGUAACUGUGUCUCAGGUGUUGCUCUCCCUCUCACACACACACACACACAGACAUACACACGUUGUCAUACACACAUCAGAACAGACUUUGCCUUUUGAAGGAAGGGUUAAUGUCAAACUAUAAAAAGGUGGACAUUUUCUGCACACAUUUUUUAGAAUGAGGGAUUUUAAACAUUGUGAAAACAAUCUUUGGGAAGUGUGGUGCAGUCAUUUCUAUUUGCCAGUGAUAUAAAAGGAAUAAAACCAUUUGAAAGCCUUGUUUACCUA
Oncorhynchus kisutch (coho salmon) is the source of this 4831-nucleotide messenger RNA. RefSeq names its product max dimerization protein 1-like. Gene Ontology annotation, molecular function: DNA-binding transcription factor activity, RNA polymerase II-specific; RNA polymerase II cis-regulatory region sequence-specific DNA binding; protein dimerization activity. The record is from RefSeq and is a predicted model, not a curated record. Gene Ontology annotation, biological process: negative regulation of transcription by RNA polymerase II. The coding region runs from base 772 to 1449 and encodes 225 amino acids. NCBI's taxonomy places the organism in Eukaryota, Metazoa, Chordata, Actinopteri, Salmoniformes, Salmonidae. The transcript is spliced from 6 exons.